This is a messenger RNA of Xiphias gladius (swordfish), 1245 nucleotides long. It is a transcript of the gene ghrhrl, whose product is annotated as growth hormone releasing hormone receptor, like. The coding region runs from base 1 to 1245 and encodes 414 amino acids. Gene Ontology annotation, molecular function: G protein-coupled peptide receptor activity; peptide hormone binding; growth factor binding. The record is from RefSeq and is a predicted model, not a curated record. NCBI's taxonomy places the organism in Eukaryota, Metazoa, Chordata, Actinopteri, Istiophoriformes, Xiphiidae. Gene Ontology annotation, cellular component: plasma membrane. Gene Ontology annotation, biological process: positive regulation of cell population proliferation; cell surface receptor signaling pathway; adenylate cyclase-activating G protein-coupled receptor signaling pathway. The transcript is spliced from 13 exons.
AUGUCCUGGGUCCACAUCAGAGGGAUUUUUCUCACCCUGUGUUUGGCUCCAACUGCUUUAUCGAGCCUGCAUCCUGAAUGUGAGUACAUAUUUCAGCUGGAAAAAGAGGAGCAUCACUGCCUUCAGAGCAUUGCAGCGCAGGCCAACGGAAGCCAUGAAGGUUGUCGACCAGUCUGGGAUGUAGUCAUCUGCUGGCCUCACGCAGUCAUUGGAGAAAUGGUCCAAAGAGGUUGUCCUGCAGUCUUCUCCCUCUUCAAAAACAACACAGGUUCAGUGAGCCGUAACUGCACCAGUGGAGGUUGGUCCAGGCCCUUCCCACCGUACCACAUUGCCUGCAGUGUGGACGUUGACAUUCCUGAAACAGAAGAGUCAUACUUUGCUACUGUGAAGCUCAUAUACACCAUCGGCUACAGUGUUUCUCUAGUGGUGCUGGCUGUUGCUGUGUUGAUCCUCUUGCUCUUCAGGAGGCUACGCUGUGCCAGGAACUUCAUUCACAUCCAGCUGUUUAUUACGUUUAUCCUAAAAGCUGUGUCGGUGUUCAUAAAGGAUGCUACUCUGUUCUCAAGUGACAACAUCAACCACUGCACCCUUUCCAAGUUUGCCUGUAAGGCCUCUGUGGUCUUCUGUCACUACUGUGUAAUGGCUAAUUUUUUCUGGCUCCUGGUGGAGGCGCUCUACCUCAAUUCCCUGCUGCUCUCCUUCUAUCACAGCCGUCGAUCCCUGUGGGGCUUCAGCCUGCUAGGAUGGGGUGUACCUGUGCUGUUCAUUAUCCUGUGGAUUGGAUCCCGGCUGUAUUUUGAGGACACAGAGUGUUGGGACAUCAAUGAAGACUCGCCCUAUUGGUGGAUCAUCAAGGGACCAAUUGUUGUGUCCAUAGCGGUCAAUUUUAUGCUCUUUAUGAACAUUAUCAGAAUCCUAAUACAGAAGCUCAAUCCUCGGCUGAUCCAGUUCAAUAACUCCUCUCAGUACAGACGCCUGACCAAGUCCACCCUCCUCCUCAUCCCGUUGUUUGGUACUCACUACAUGUUCUUCAAUUUUCUGCCCGACUACUUCAGUGUUAGCCUUCGCCUCUGUAUCGAGCUCUGCAUGGGAUCCUUCCAGGGGCUCCUCGUUGCAAUUCUCUAUUGCUUUCUCAAUCAAGAGGUCCAGAAAGAGGUCCACAUGCAGUGGCUGAGGUGGCAGGGCAAGAGCUAUGGGGUGGUGUCACCUGCUGCAAGGGGCAGCCAGAUGGACACGCCCUUCUAG